Zalophus californianus (California sea lion) is the source of this 6588-nucleotide messenger RNA. RefSeq names its product Ras association domain family member 2 (gene RASSF2). The record is from RefSeq and is a predicted model, not a curated record. Gene Ontology annotation, biological process: positive regulation of JNK cascade; regulation of non-canonical NF-kappaB signal transduction; positive regulation of protein kinase activity. NCBI's taxonomy places the organism in Eukaryota, Metazoa, Chordata, Mammalia, Carnivora, Otariidae. The transcript has 12 exons. Gene Ontology annotation, cellular component: nucleus; cytoplasm. The coding region runs from base 1645 to 2625 and encodes 326 amino acids.
GCACCUGACUGCGUGGGCCCCGGGCGUGUGUACCUGUGCCUCGGGUGGCAGGAUCCCCACCUUCGUGAGGGGGAUCUCAUCCCGCCCCCGGGGCUCCAGAGCCCCCGUCUCUGCAUUUCUACACAGCUUCUGUUCAGGGCCGCAGGCCCUCUCUCCAGUUUGUGUUCUCCUAGAGGUCACUUAGCAGUGGUAGAUGCCCUACACCUGUUUUCCAUCCCUCAAGUCUUCCGUUUCUCAGCCGCGCUGUCCUGCCAGGGACCUUUCAGUCACCCCCUGGUUUUGCUUUGAUUUCUUUGUCUAUUUCCCGGGGCCCCGGAGCCAAGCUUCGUGUCUGCCUUCUGUGCGUGAGCUGCUUAGGAAUGGCCAAGAGACUUGGCUGGAGAGGUGCCCAGCACUGCACAUCCUGGCACUUCUGCUGGAGUGCCGAUGGCUGGCCCACAGCACAAAAGAACUUGGCCGGAUGAUUGCCUUCAGUACUCCCUAGGAUCCUCGGGCCGGAGGUGUCCUCACUGGGAGACCCGACUGCCAGAGAAUCCUGCUGGGAGUGCGCGAAAGGGACUGGGACUUGCCCAUGUCUCCUUCUCUCCCCCAGGGUGAGAACCCGGGCAGGUCUCAGCAGUGUGCUCGGAACAGAACAGGGCGGCCAGUCUUUGACUUCAAGAUAGAGCUGCUGAGAGCUGCUACCACUGGGUUCCUAAAACUAGGGCAGCGGUCCCCUUCUGCCACCUCCCUGUUUCUCCCACCACUCCUUACAAUAUGGUCCAGUGAUUUACCCUAAUGACACACUGUCCUAUUUAAACACCUCCCUGCAUCUCCAGAAGACUUUUAAGUGAGUCCUUAAGGUGGGGUAAGCUCCUGCAGACCUGUGAUUGCUGGUUUCAGUUCUUUGGCCUACUUGUGGGUUCCCAUGGAGGGUAUGUGAAGUUGGAGGGAGAGGGUAGGGCGGGAGGCACAGGGGAAGCAGGGCACAGUAAACAGGGACAUCCUCCAGACUCAGCCGGCGGGGCGUCCAGUGGGUCAUUUUUGAUCAUCCCCGGGAUGGCAGGCAGACUCUGGAGCCUGUAAUCACAGGUUGAUGUAUCUGCUUGGGAUGACAGCUUGAGGCUGCAGGACUCUUGCCCAAGCCAGCUGUGGCUGAUUCAGAGAGGGAAACCUUACGCCGAAGAAGGGGGCAGGGAAGGGCUCUUGGCUAAUUCCCGUGAGAUGAGCAAAGUGACAUAGAAGGGCUUUUCCUAUUCAUCCCAUUGAUAAAACUUGACAAAAAGAUACCUGUGCUGUCCUUGGACAUCUCAAUCCAAAGUGAUUUGGCCAAGUAGGCUUAUUUCACCAGCGUCGCGUUUCCCCCUAGUUGGCACUCAGUUAAGUGUUUGAUCAACUGCUCAUUUCUGAUCGAGUAAUGCAGGGUAUUGGAUUUGGAGUUUGAAUGGCAUCUUACCAUUUCCAGCCGCACGAUAUUGGGCAAUGUGGUAGAUACUGUCAGCAUCCUUCCUGUGUUCCCUUGGCCUCAACCAGCGACUGAUGAGAGAAGAAUUCGACAUCCCUGCUGUGAUUUUACUCCUAAAGCUCUGUUGACAGUCCUCCCGAGGGAGUUCCUGACUCAGCAAUUGCACAGGUCUCCCCUUCUGAUGAAAAUAGAACAGAAGAAUGGACUACAGUCACCAAACCUCUCUAGUCCCGUGUGGACAAGAUAAAUACAUCUCCAAGAAUGAACUUCUCCUGCAUCUGAAGACCUACAAUUUGUACUACGAAGGCCAGAAUUUGCAGCUCCGACACCGAGAGGAGGAAGAUGAGUUCAUCGUGGAGGGGCUGCUGAACAUCUCCUGGGGGCUGCGCCGGCCCAUCCGUCUGCAGAUGCAGGAUGACAACGAGCGCAUCCGCCCUCCGCCAUCCUCCUCUUCCUGGCACUCUGGCUGUAACUUGGGGGCUCAGGGCACCAUCCUGAAGCCCCUCACCAUGCCCAACAUUCAGAUCUCAGAAGUGGACACCCCGCCCGAGAAUGAGCAGACACCGAGCCCCACAGACUCCAGGGGCCUCAAGCCCCUGCAGGAAGACACCCCACAGCUGAUGCGCACACGCAGUGAUGUUGGGGUGCGUCGCCGUGGCAACGUGAGGACACCCAGUGACCAGAGGCGAAUCAGACGCCACCGCUUCUCCAUCAAUGGCCAUUUCUACAACCACAAGACAUCGGUGUUCACGCCGGCCUAUGGCUCGGUCACUAACGUCCGCAUCAACAGCACCAUGACCACCCCACAGGUCCUGAAGCUGCUGCUCAACAAAUUCAAGAUCGAGAAUUCCGCAGAGGAGUUUGCUUUGUAUGUGGUCCAUACCAGCGGUGAGAAACAGAAGCUAAAGAACACCGAUUACCCUCUGGUUGCCCGAAUCCUCCAGGGACCGUGUGAGCAAGUCUCCAAAGUGUUUCUUAUGGAGAAGGACCAGGUGGAGGAAGUCACCUAUGAUGUGGCCCAGUACAUAAAGUUUGAGAUGCCCGUCCUAAAAAGCUUCAUCCAGAAGCUCCAAGAGGAAGAAGAUCGGGAAGUCAAGAAGCUGAUGCGCAAGUACACCGUGCUCCGGCUAAUGAUCCGGCAGAGGCUGGAGGAGAUGGCCGAGACCCCAGCAACAAUCUGAGCCACACGGAGGAGGGGAUCCAGACACCACAGGGGCCGCCGCUGACAGGAGAAGACGCACAGGAAGCUGGGUACCUGUCUUCCAUGGAAACAUGUAGAUACAGACCUCUCCAGCUCCCGCCGAGAGCCACCAUCUGUUGCCCGGAGCAGAAUGGAGAAGCCUGCAGACAGCUCCCCAUCCCUGGAUCCCCACGCUCCACUCCUUUCUUUCCCUCACAAGGACUUCUGAAUUUUGUUAUAAGGACCCAAAAUGUGUGUGUGUGCACACACAUGAGCACACGCAUGCACAUGUAAGCGUGUUUGCACACAUGGUACAUAUCCACGUGCCUACCUGAUAUUCACAUGGAACUGAAUUCCGAGCCACCAGCACCAGCGCCAUGGGGGCUUGCAGGUGCACUGCUCGAGGGCAGGAACAUCAGAGGAGUCACCGAUCUGAGGGUUGAAGUUGAUGUCUUCCCUCAAGGGCCAGGGAGCAGCCACACAUGUUUGGAAGGGAAGGGGACUCCGCGAGCUCUCCAUUUGGGGUAUUUAUAUAUCGGUGGGGAUUCUCCCUGUACAUCUAGAAGGACUGGGCAUUGGAAAUUAACAAAGUAACAGCCCCAUGCCCUUGGGGAAGGUUGGAUGGAAAGAGAAAGAUAAAUCAUCUGUGGGGUAGAUGCAAUAAGCCCACAAGUUUUUACACUGGAAACUGAUUGUUUAAAAUAACAAAGACGUAUGUGAUCUAUGUGGAUUCUGCCUCUGUCCUCACCUCCAUGGCCAUGUCUAGGAGACAGGAGAGGAGCCUGAUGUUUCUUUCACUCAGCAUGCCAACCCCAUGCCAUGGAAGCCAGCCCCAACACUUUGGUGCCUCCUUGAGUUGAAGGAAGGGUGUCAUGGGUUUAUACAUGGCCGACUGACUAGUGUGGCCUGGGCCUGGCCUUGUCCUGGGGUGGUGGCCAGAGUUUCCCUCUUUAGAGAACCACAGAAGCUCCUUGCAGAAGUGACAGAUGCCUGGGAGGCCAGCCCAUUUCCCAUCAUCAAGGCCCCUCCUGCACUUGGAGCUGAGGCCAUGUGUUUGAGGUCAAGGCUUUCUCCUUUCCAACCACAGGAUUCUUUCAAGUUGCCCUUCCCUCAUGCACGGAGAUGGACUCCAAUUAUGAGGAGGACCCUUCUACUGGCCGAGUGUGGGGCUCGGGGAAGCUCUUUGGGCUUCCCUGUGAAGGUGCAUAGGGAGGGUGGAGCUUCUCUUUCAGCUUCUCUGAGCAGCCACCUGGGUGAUCUUUAGAACAGAUCCCAGUGGGGGGAAAGGGUGGGACAGUCUGUCCCCUGUGGCUCCUGUCAGGAAGACCGCUGGGUAGCUGGGCACCAGUGUGGCUGAUAACAGUUUGAAGAAGGACAGAUGCUUGGAGCAGGUGCAUGGCAGGUAGGCAGGAGAGGCUGGUUGGGCUUCUCCCGGGGCCUCAGGGAGCCGGCUGAGGGCCCGGAGCUCCUAACAGCAGGUGUCUCAGCCUUGAUGAGGGAGGGUCUCCCCAUCUCUUCACCUCCUCUCCAAGAAAGGUUUGGGGAGCUGGGCAGUUGGUGGAAGGAGGGCCAUUGGCCGGUGUCCGCAAGGAAGAUGGAUGUUUGCAGUGAAGCCGUUCCUGCCCCCUCCUGCCUCCUGUUCCCCUCUGUGGCUUCCGUGGCCUCUUUAGAGGGCUCGCAGCUGUGGUCUUAUUGUUGACUUUCACAAAGAUGGCGUUUUGCCACCUGGCAUUUUGCCGGGGGUCUCUUAGCAAGGCGACCUCCUCUUCGGGGACAGUGCCACCAGCCCUAUGGGGCGUGGACUGGAAAUCCGGAGGCUUUAGUCUCAAUCAUACACCUCGGUGGGCCGCUGCAAAAUGCACAGAAAAGCCGGGGGCAGGGGGGAGAGGCUUCCUUUGUUACAGAUGGGAAAGAGCGGGUUUGUGAAUGCAAACACACUUCCUGAGUUUUGCAUUUGAGAUGACUUAAGAAACUUCUCUUCCAGUUGCUUUUAUUUUGAAUGUUAAAGCCUGUGUUGACCCCAGUCAUUCUCCUUGGUGGGCUAGGCAGAAAAAUUUCCACAGAGCAAAUUACUAACCACUAACUUGUUGGACAGCGAUUUCUCAUUUAUAAAAGUUCUCUUUGAUUUGCACUAGCAUUACGAUAGUUUAAAUAUGGAAAUGUUGCAAGACGUUAGGUUUGCCAGCUUCCUUUCUGAGAAAGUGAUACUAAGGUAGACCUGGCUUCUUAAAGAUUGUGGGGGGGCGGUCAGGGUAGAAGUCAGGGGAAAUCACAUCUUACAGGAUGCAUCCCACUUACCGUGGGCCCUACUUUUCCAUUUUGGCCCACCCUGUUUAGAGAUCGUCUCUCACGUCCUAGUAGCCCGAUCAGGAAUUUUGGAAAGGUCCUUUGAAAUAACAGCGCCUGAAACAGAGACACUUCUCCGCAGUGUGGAGCCGGAUUUUCUCACUGGUAUCACAUGGCUUUGCAGCUUUGAAUUCCUCUACUGAUUUGUGUGGGUUUUUGUAAUUGCGUGCAAUGAACCUGAAAUCAUGUGAAGAACAAAAGGCCAAUUUAUAGGUUUUUUUUCCUAACUUGUGAAAAGCAGGAUAGCCACAUCUGACUUUCUUUUUCUAGGGGCUUUUGUUACAAGGUGAACAUUUCCUUCAAAUGAAGGAAAAACCUGAGUCCAUAUGGCUGGGAAGGGGGUCCGUUCCCCCAGGUGAUGGUGGAAUUAAGCACAAGGUCACAUUUUCAGUGAUCACAUGAGUGGGCAGGUGAUGAGUUAAAUGGGGGGGGUAUCUUGGGGAGGGACUGAGAAGCACAAACAGCAAGCUUGCCUAUGCGGGCUGGUGAGGAAUGUGUGCACUGGGCUCUAGGCCGAUGGACUUGAAUUCUAAGUGAGGUUGAGGAAGGGAGGAGCUCAGAUUAGCCACCCACCUGUGAGAAAAACGCCGGGACCAAAAGCUGAGGUUUUGGUCUGAGACUUCAAGGAGAAAUAUUUGCACCCUUCCCUCCUCCCUACCAGAAAGAAAACAAGACUUUCUCCUGGAGACAGAUAAAGGCAUCUUAACACCAUUGUAGAUAAGACUUUGAAAUAAAACGACACACACACAAAUCUGUUUUCUGAUGCAAAACAUCUUGGCACAGAUUCUUUUCUGCAGGGUUGGGUGGUUAUUUCAGAGUCAGGAGCAAAGAGGAGCGAUGGGUCCCAGUAGGGCAAGAAACUCCCUUAAGAAAAGCUCUCUUCCCCCCACCCCCACCCCCACCAAAAAACAAAACAAAACAAAACAAAACCCGCCAAGCUCCAUAGCAUGGAGAAUAUGAUGUCAUAGAUAUAUCACCAAGAGAGAAAUUUUCUAUAAGCGAGGGAAUUUCAGGGUCUCGGGGCCAAACCAUGAUGUGGGGGCUGAGAUAGCAAGCAGGGGAGGUCUCCAGCAUCCUUGAGGCCACAGCACACAUUUUUGAGUUGCUACUUAAGUUGUUUGACACAAAGUCUUGCUUGAGUCAGGUGAGAUGAGAAAUGAUCUCUGAGAGAGAGGCAGAGAUACAGAUGAAUGUGGCACCCCCUUCUUUCAGGCAGAACUGAAAGCGUUUACCCUGCCACGGGAGGUUACAGCGCCCCCUGUGUUUGAACCAAGCACAAGAUGUGGACAAGCUGGGAAGGGAAAGCCUCAGUUUGCCCUUGGAGCCUUCCCUGCUUCCCAGGCUGAUGACUUCUGGUGUGCUACUGCUAGUGUUUCUUCAGGUUUUCCCCACUUGUGUUAGCUUUGUGAAGUAUUAUUUUCUUCAUCAUAACUUGCCUUCAACAAUGGUACAUGACCUGGUUCAAUGUUUGGUUCUGAACUUGUAAACAGACACAUCUGGGUAUCAUAACAUAAUUUGACAAGGCCUCAGGAGGGAGCCAUAAAUGUCUGUAACAUUUUGAUAUGUUUUAAUGCACCCAACUUAGAUCGUGUUGAAAUAAAGCACUUUUCAAAGAGAA